CCGGCUACGGUGCUCGUGCACUCCACAACUAUAGAAGGCGUUACAAUAUUUUUUUUCCUAGACCUGCCAAAACGAGAUAAUCCUUCAGAUCUCAAGAGGCUCCUGGGCUGCGGACUUUCGAACGGGGGGAGAUACCCAGAGCGGCAGUGUCCUCGGUAAGCAAGACAUCUUUCCGCACACUGAUAGACUGCGGUGUCGACACAACGGCCAAGGGGGGAGCCGCCUGACGCUACUACACGCAGCAGCUCCCGGGGGCGGAUGGAAUCUCCUUAAAUUCGCAGCAGUGCGACCGAACGCCGCUACGCGACGCCAUCACAAUGGCUGCGAGGAAAUGGUGAUAUUGCGACUGCGCGACGGGAGGACACCGAUAAGCCAGGCAUUCCCGGCGGGCCCGCUAGCCCUACACCCUCCGGUCAACCUAGCGGACAAGGGGAUGACACAGCUACACCUGUCGGACGAGGGGCUCGACGCCAACACCCGUGGCACGUGCAACAGGACGCCGCUGCGCCGGGCUGUCAGGACAAAAACCGGAACGACAUACUCACGAUACUGCUAACCAAUAAGCGCGCGGAUCUGAACUCAAAAGCCAAAACGGCCUGACACCAUUUCACGAGGCAGUCAAGCUCGCUUGCGAAGCCGCAGUCCGGACAUUCCUGACCUCUGACGCAGUCGACAUCAGCGCCGGGACUCGGGCGGGGAGACGCUGCGGCAAGAAAGGGGAAUGAGGGAGUUUUUUAGGUUGCUGCUUGAAAGGGGCGAUCUUGAUCCUGAUGCCAAUCGUUUUGGUAGCAGUUCUAUUAGGUCGCUGGCGAGGAGCUACUCCUCUACUAUCAGGAAGCUUGUGCUAGAUUAUGGAAGUUCUGGGCAGCAAGUUGUGAACGAGGCAUCCGUCUCCCAGAAGGAAGUGGCUAGAGAGAACUGGGAGGUGGAAUAGGUGGGGGUAUGCCUAAAGCGUGUACGAUAGAAGCGUGUAGACGCAAUACUGUUCGUGCAACGAUGAGAGUACAACUCAGCUGAGUGAGCUGUUGUGAUUGGAGACUCGAUUGCAUCGUCUUUGUCACCUCGAUUUGGCACACGCAGCAAAAUGGCCAGGGAAAACACGAAGCAAAGAUGGAACAGGAGCCCUCGGGACUCAGGGAAGACACCAGAUGAUCCAAUUCCUCAGAAAUAUCCAACAACCCCACAGAACAGCGAACCAUAUCAAACCACAUGGGCACGAAGCCACCCGAAUUCCAAUCCCAUUUCGCCUGCUCGAUGGCGUACACGAGCUUCCCCCAUGACUCCAACACUCCUCCGAACAAGCACGCUCCCAGGAGCGCGCCCCUGAUGUACCAUUGGCGGAUGAUAACAAUAAAAAAGCGAGUACGUGAGGCAAUUAUCUCCCCCCCCCCCUCUCCGGUCUGAUGGCCUUUCCAUCUGCACCUUUGACUCCCUCGUGAGCGUUGAAACUCUUUUUGAUUUUCCCUCUACCUCACCCCACCA
Molecule: messenger RNA, 1482 nt
Organism: Tuber melanosporum (Perigord truffle)
Lineage: Eukaryota; Fungi; Ascomycota; Pezizomycetes; Pezizales; Tuberaceae
Exons: 1
Coding region: 332-556 (74 amino acids)
Source: RefSeq, a predicted model, not a curated record